GCUGCUUCUCUCGCUCCUCCUGCACACUCCGCGCUGAUGCUGCUGGGAGAGCGCUGAGCACGCGAGCUUCGGAGGGCGAGGGGGAGAUUUCGUGAAGCAGCCGCGACACUCAUACACCCAUGCUUGGGACCUGGCCGCGUCUGCCUUCGCCAAUGCAAAAGGAAAUAUGCAGCGAAGCCUCGCUCUGCUGUGCACCGGCUUCCUGGGACUGUGCCUCGCCUCCAGCUUCCCGAGCAACAUCAACAUAGGUGGAUUGUUCCCUACCGAAUCCCACGAAUAUGAAGUGUUCCGGUUCGCGCUCUCGCACCACCAGGAUAUUCCCAAACUGGUGCCUCAGGUGGACAUGGUCAAGACGGGCAACAGCUUCUCCAUGACUUACGCCUUCUGUUCGCAGUUUGCGAAAGGCGUGUACGCCAUCAUCGGAGUGUAUGACAGGAAGACGGUGAACAUGCUGAUGUCAUUCUGCGGCGCGCUGCAUGUCUGCUUCGUCACGCCGAGCUUCCCCAUCGAGACGUCCAACCAGUUUGUGAUUCAGCUGCGGCCAGAGCUGCAGGACGCCCUGGUGGGCGUUAUCGAGCACUACAAGUGGAGCAAGUUUGUCUACAUCUACAGCUCAGACUCAGGACUGACGGUUCUGCAAAAGGUUCUGGACACAGCGGCCGAGCGGAACUGGCUGGUGACCUCAGUGAACGUGGAGACCAUGACCGAAGCGUCUUUCCUCAAAGUCUUCCAGGACCUGGACAAGAGGAAGGAGGGCCAGAUCAUCAUCGAUUGUGAACUGGAGCGCCUCGCCUCCAUCCUGAAGAAGAUUGUGGAACUGGGAAAGAAUGUGAAGAGCUAUCACUACAUAUUGGCAAACCUGGGGUUUCUGGACAUUGAUCUGACCGAGUUUAAGAAAGGAGAGGCCAAUGUGACAGGCUUCCAGUUAGUGAACUAUGACGAUCCGAACGUGAGCCGGAUAGUGCAGCAGUGGAUGGACUUCGACAAUAAAGACCCAAAAGUUCCCAAAAGAGGACUGAAGUACACCGGAGCCCUCACGUACGAUGGGGUCAAAGUGAUGUCCACAGCCUUCCAAAACCUCCGCAGGCAGAGGAUUGACAUAUCUCGUCGUGGCAAUGCUGGCGAAUGCCUGGCCAACCCGCCGGCCCCCUGGGGCCAAGGCAUCGACAUUCAGAGAGCGCUACAGCAGGUGCGGAUCGAGGGCUUAACGGGACACAUCCAGUUUAACGAGAAAGGCCGGCGGACCAACUACACGGUCAGCGUGAUGGAGCUCAAACCCACAGGGCCAAAGAAAGUGGGUUACUGGAAUGAGGAUGAGAAGUUUGUGAGCACUGCAGCUUUCGCGCCAGGCAACAAUGACACCCACGGAUUUCACAACCGCACGUACAUCGUCACCACUAUCCUGGAAUCUCCAUACGUGAUGCUAAAGAAGAACCAUGAGCAGCUGGUAGGGAACGAUAAGUAUGAGGGCUACUGUGUGGAGCUGGCAGCGGAGAUAGCUAAACAUGUGGGAUACCAAUACAAGCUCAAGAUCGUGUCUGAUGGCAAGUAUGGAGCAAGGGAUCCAGAAACCAAGAUGUGGAAUGGGAUGGUGGGAGAACUGGUAUAUGGAAAAGCUGAUAUUGCUGUGGCACCGCUGACCAUCACCCUGGUGAGAGAGGAAGUCAUCGACUUCUCCAAACCCUUCAUGAGCCUGGGCAUCUCCAUCAUGAUCAAGAAGCCCACCAAGUCCAAGCCGGGCGUCUUCUCCUUCCUGGACCCUCUGGCCUAUGAGAUCUGGAUGUGUAUAGUGUUUGCCUACAUUGGCGUGAGCGUGGUGCUCUUCCUGGUCAGCCGCUUCAGCCCGUACGAAUGGCACGCCGAGGACUACGAGGAAAAUGCUGAGGCCAACCCCAACCAGCCUUCGUCUUCAACGGGCCAGACAGGCCAAGGCGGCCAGAACCAGCCUCAGCAGAGCCAGGAGCAGACCAACGAGUUUGGCAUCUUCAACAGCCUGUGGUUUUCUCUGGGAGCUUUCAUGCAGCAAGGCUGUGAUAUCUCUCCCAGGUCCCUCUCAGGCCGCAUCGUGGGUGGUGUCUGGUGGUUCUUCACCCUCAUCAUCAUUUCCUCCUACACGGCUAACCUGGCGGCCUUCCUCACAGUGGAGAGAAUGGUGUCUCCUAUAGAGAGCGCUGAAGACCUGGCCAAGCAGACGGAGAUCGCUUAUGGCACGCUGGACGCCGGCUCCACCAAAGAGUUCUUCAGGAGGUCAAAGAUUGCUGUGUUUGAGAAGAUGUGGUCUUACAUGAAGUCAGCAGACCCCUCAGUGUUUGUAAAGACCACAGAUGAAGGAGUGGUGAGGGUGAGGAAGUCGAAAGGGAAGUACGCCUACCUGCUGGAGUCCACCAUGAACGAGUACAUCGAACAGCGCAAACCCUGCGACACCAUGAAGGUGGGCGGAAACCUGGACUCUAAGGGAUACGGAGUCGCUACCCCAAAAGGAUCGUCACUCAGAAACCCAGUAAACCUGGCAGUGUUAAAACUGAACGAGCAGGGCCUGUUGGACAAAUUGAAAAACAAAUGGUGGUACGACAAGGGCGAGUGCGGCAGCGGGGGAGGUGAUUCCAAGGACAAGACAAGCGCUCUGAGCCUCAGUAACGUGGCUGGUGUUUUCUACAUCCUGAUUGGCGGUCUGGGCCUGGCCAUGCUGGUGGCGCUGGUGGAGUUCUGCUAUAAGUCCAGGACUGAGUCUCGCAGGAUGAAGCAAUCCAUUAACGAUGCCAUGCGCUGCUCCACGCUGACACGGAUGAGUGGAAACGGCAGCGGUGGGGAGAAUGGCCGCAUCGUCGCCCACGACUUCCCCAAAGCCGUGCAGACGUUACCGUGCAUGAGCCACACGGCCGCCAUGGGCCUUGGCGCCUCGGGCAUGUGAGCAGGUCCACGGGCGUCUGAGUAUGGAACCCCACCCCCACCCCUUCCCACCCUGACCCCGUCUGCCCACCUGCCCACACGUCCGACUGCCUGACCCCUCCUCCCGCAGCGGACACACCGUACUGCCAAAACACACUCUCGGACUGCUCUCGGCAAAAAACGGCCAUUCUGAAACUCUUUUCUAAUGAAAACAGAAAAUAAAUCAAAAAGAGAGAAAAGAAUACAGGAGAGGAAGACAAACGUGGUGCAAUAAGAGGCUGAGAGGGACACUUUUUCGACAAACAGCAGCGGUCAUUCAGAUGAUGGGGUUCAAAACAAAACAAAACAAAAAAAAGUUGUGUCUAGUUUUGACACCCAUGCUGUGCCAGUACGAGACCUGUUUACUUCUGUCUUAAGUGUGCAAUAUUUUGGUUCAUGUCAGUGUUCUACAGCUGUCGUCUCUUACCCUGUUUUCUUCAUGAAAAUGGGUUCGCAUAAAAGACGUGAUUGUUUUGCACAGAUUGUUACGUGGCUCAUAACGAUUAAUAGAAAGGAGAUAUGAGAAUAAGCAGCCCAUCAUAUUCAUUGAAUAAGCAGCCUAUCGCACUGAUAGUGACACAGCCCAGUACUAGCAGACGACGUGGAUGAUUUGCCCUCCACCAUUAACUUCACAUAGCCUAAUUAAAAAAAGGAAAGAACAUAUCAAUUUGUCAGUCUGUUGAUAGUGUAAAUACUCUGAUGUAAAUCUUAACCUGGGCAAGGGGAAAAUUUGAUUUGUUGUUGAUCAGUAGAGCAUAGCAUAUUGAACUUGUUGAUUAUCUUGCUGUGAUUUUUUUUUCUUUCACCUCAACAACCUUGCAUUGCUGCUACGCCUCAUUUAAGGUGCCAUACCUCAUUUGUGGCGAGAUUGACUUGGGAGCGUGUUGUCGCACGUUGGAAUCUGCAGUUUCAUCCAGAGCGCUGGCGGAAGGACAUCAGUGAAAAUGUCACAAGCUACUGUGUUUAAAUGUGUUUUAAUGAGCUUGUCACUGUUUGCCCCUAUUAUUCACAGUCUGGUCAUACUGAGGAGAAGCCACCGAGGAGCUGAAAGUCAUUCUUCUGUUUUUCGUAUAUAGUAUUAUCUUGGGUUUGUACUGUGUGCUGAGCCAAAGCCGGGCAUCCUUUUGAUACCGUAUUCUUUUUUACAUCAACCAUCUGUCUAUUGGAAAUAAAUCAACAGGCUUUUUUCUCAACUGCCUUGCAUUCAUAAAAUAACAUCGAUGCAUAUGUUUUGUAUCCAUAACAUUGCAUAAUCAAGUGGCCUGAAAGUACGUAGCUGCCAUUUUCAGAACCGAGUACUGAAAGCGUACAUGGACCAAAAUGCUGAUGUAGAUGUUGGCAUACCUUUUAUUCUCUCCACACACACAGUUUGAUGCUGGGUUUGUGCUGAAUAUUUCAUCAAUCUACAGCGGGGUUCGUUGCUGACCUUUCAGCGCUCCUGUUUUAUAGACCAUGGCCACUAGUUUCCCAGGAACAGAUUUCGCCAGUUCCUGAAUGUUGAAGCGCUCACAGAGGAAGAUCAGCAUUUGUAGAUUAUGUUAGCCUACACCUAGGCACAAUUAGGGUUCGGAAAACCCUGUGAGAAAGCUACAGCCUCAGUCAGGCCUCGGUACUGUGUUUAAAUAACAGAGAAAGCCCCAAGACAGACUGUGCUUUAUUUCACCCCGCACAGCGUGUGAAAAAAAGAGUGUUUUGUAUUUCUCUCGCUCUUUGUUUUUGGUUUCUUUCACGUCUGUUUUCUGAAGGCACAGCACUCUGGGGUCCUUUGUGGCCUCGGGUCAGAGCAUCUUUUAUAAACAGAUACAGAUUUGUAAAACACAAGAGAGACGUUUCAACAUUUGUAAUAAUAAGGAUUUUUGAAAGCUGUGUGAAUCGGUGUUUUCCAAAUGAACCAGUAUGUUGAGACGAUGUUUCUUUAAUGUAAGGGAUGUCGUUUUUGUAGAGGUUACGAGUUUCCGGGAGACCUAGUCAGGAUACCUUGUGUUUCUGGUCGUGUUAGGCUAUUUUUUGUUGUUGUUGUUUUGUUUUUAAGAUACUUAAAUGCACAAGUGAUCCUGUGCGCUCAUUCAUACUUCACAAUCUUGUUGUUUGUUUUUGUUUCUUGUUUACUUGUUUGUUUUUGUUUUCUAUUGAUCAUAACAGAGAGGUACAGUUGCAUAAAAAAUGGAACGGAUGGAAAGUACAUUCAAUCAAUAAUGAGUACAACAAAUAAAACUUUUCUAACUAAAGCCAAUACAGUUUUUAGCAGUUCUUCUUUGUGUUAGAUCAGAAUAACUCUGAGUCACAUUGACCUUUCCUUCAAAGAGGGACACAGAUGACCCAAACCAUGCCAGCCAAACCAGCAUAACAAAGCCACUGAACCCCCCUCACUGUAGUGGUCAAGCAUUCUGUCCUGUAAUGUUCUCUUCAUGUACGGCACACAUGCACUCUCCCCCUUGUGGAGAAUAUUUUGAAGGAUGACUUAUCUGACCAGUGCCUGUUUUUUUACACCUCUGAACUCUCAAAUGUGCAUUCGUCUUUGUAAUGAGGGGUUCAUGCUCAACAUCUUGAUUAAAGUAUUCCUCUCUGUGUAGUUGUGGACGGACUGUUCUUGCUUACACAGUCUGAUCAUGUCCAGCUUGUUCACCUGAGGAACACUUGCUCUUCUGUUUUUCCUUAUGUAUCACACAAAUGCAUAAGCAUCAUGUCAUUGAAUAACCCAACGCUUUCUAACCCAAUUUCCAACCCUGUUUCUUGAUGACUUUCCUAAAGAUCUAAAUUUUGAUGCUA
Molecule: messenger RNA, 5697 nt
Organism: Colossoma macropomum (tambaqui)
Lineage: Eukaryota; Metazoa; Chordata; Actinopteri; Characiformes; Serrasalmidae
Gene: gria1a
Product: glutamate receptor, ionotropic, AMPA 1a
Exons: 16
Coding region: 167-2911 (914 amino acids)
Biological process (GO): modulation of chemical synaptic transmission; synaptic transmission, glutamatergic
Cellular component (GO): AMPA glutamate receptor complex; dendritic spine; postsynaptic membrane
Molecular function (GO): transmitter-gated monoatomic ion channel activity involved in regulation of postsynaptic membrane potential; AMPA glutamate receptor activity
Source: RefSeq, a predicted model, not a curated record